AUGAAUAUCGUGAACGUAGAACCACUAAUACAUGGAGAAUUAUUAGCGACCAAAAUUUCCUUUAAAUUUCAGGAUAAAGAUGGAAAUUAUGAUAAAGAUAAUUUUCUAAAUGUAUUAUUAAACUGCGGCUGGUCGCUAGAUUUUAGUGAAGAGAAAUUGAACCUGUAUAAGAAAUAUGCCCAAAAUGUUGAUGUCAUACUAAUAACAGACGGCGACUUUCUACACUCAGGCGCCCUGUUAUGGUUGACAUCUAGAUUCCUAACUGAAUUGAAAGGGAAAUCCAUACCUAAAAUAUUGUGUACAGAAGGAACAUACAAAUUCAUGAGAGCAUCACUAAUAGAUGUUUUAGAAAACGUAACAUUUUCUACUGAUUUCGGAUAUUAUAGUAUGGAUGAUUUGGAACUUUUAGACUCAAAUUGCGUAAAGCUAAGAUACAGUGAAACAUACUGCCACAUGAAGAAGUUGCAGAAUCUUGAUGUUAAAUCUAGUUUCUGCGCUUUAAACAACGGAUAUUCUGUAGGAGGAGCGAUUUGGAAAAUUUCAGUAGGAUAUAAUACGGUAAUUUGUGGAGACAAAAUAAGGAUAUACACAGGAACUUUACUCAAUGGAGCCAACAUUAACGACAUACUCAACCCAGAUUUGUUGGUCCUCAGCCAUGAAGAUGUCGAGACGCCAAAACACGUUACUGACCCCAAAGGAGUUAAAGUGUGUGAAGACUUGAACAGCCUAACUGACAAGCUGUUUACAACACUUACCAAAGGAGGUAACAUCCUGUUCCCAAUGGACGUAGACUACACUCUACUCAAUCUAUUGAUCCACCUAAACAUGAUAUGGUCUACAUCGCAACUAUCUCAGUUUAAAAUAGUCCUCGCCUCACCAAUCGCAGACAAACUUAUGUUAUUCAUAGGAACAUGCCUAGAAUACAUGAAAACGAGCAUUUUCCAUAAUUUUAUUAAGACGCUCUGGAACCCAUUUAUGGACCUGAAUCACAUAGAAAUCAUCACCUCACUGGGUCAACUGUCAAGAUACAGAUUCAGACCAACAGUGUUCAUAUCAACGACAUCGAAUAUGGAUUUUGGGUUUUCUAACUUUCUGUUCUUGGCUAUUUCCUCAUACUACAAAAACCUGGUAGUACUCACAAAGCCAAAUCAAUCAGUAACAAAGUACGUGUAUAACAGGAAUAACUCAGGAGUACAAGCACCCCAAUAUAAGGAAACAAGACUAAUAAAUGUAUUAGAUGAUGAACCUGAAGAACAGGAAAAUGAGAAGAUAGGAAAUGACACAUAUCUACAAAAUUACACUAAUUUAGCAGGCCAAAGCCAGUUUCAUAUGAAUAACCUACAAAAUACGGAGCUGGACUCUAAAAACAUACAAGACUAUGGACUACCAUUUAACGAUUUAUUAGCAGAUCCUGCAAACCCUUAUGGAUAUACAGAAUUGCCAGCCUAUGAAGGUGAAUUUGAAUCGGAAGUAUACAAUGCACAAGAACAAAACGAAAAUUCAGAAUUAGAUGAUUACUACAGAAAGUAUUUAGAUGACCCAAAAAAUAAAUUAUUUGAUAUGGACAGUACAGAUGAAGCAUACCAAAAAUCAGAUUUCAUGACCAAAAAGUUUCCAUUCUGUGUUAAGUCAGAUAUUUGUAUAGUAAACAGCCUGUGUAACAUUUUAAAGGAGACACAAAUGCCGAGUCUUCUGUAUCGGAUACAACCAAGGAAUGCUGUAUUAAUACCAACAUCGGAAUCGUCACUAGUAAGUGAAAAAUACCUCUCGAAACUGCUGAGGUGUAAGCUUCACUCCUUCUACGAAAACAAAAGAGUAAAAAAUGAACCUGAAAAUAAAAAUCCGGAAAGUAAUGAGAGAAUAAAAUCCUUAGUCUCAGUUGAUUUAAAUUUCAAUAACUUCCCAGUCAUGCUCAAUUUAAACCUACUCACAGCAGUCAAGAAUUUUUUCAACAAGCCGCCCCCGACGGAAUUGGUGAAAAGAACAGCAGGAAACUAUCAGACAAUAAACACAGUGUUAAAUUCAUUAGAACAAUGGAAAUAUAAAAAUAACAGAGUUAAAAGCUGCCAAAUUUUAGGGAAACUAACAUGUGCCGAGGAAUCACAACAAGACCCACCAAAAACAAACUUGGUGAGCUGUCACACAUUCUGGUCAGACGAAUGUAACAAAAAAUCUAAAUUAGAGUUCGUUAUAGAAGAUAAAGAAAAUAAUGAUCCAGAGACUGAAAACUAUCAAGUUAAAAAUAGCAUAAAGUCAACGCUCCUAAUAGGAAAUGUAAGUAUGGCAAACUAUACCAAGUUCCUAGAUGACUGUAUACCCAACGCAAUCAGUAUGAUAUCAGGCUCAGCAGUGAUAAAUGACAAAGUGAUCGUCUCCAAGCACUCAAAUACAUAUUCUAACCAAUGGGUAAUAGAGGGAACGUUGGAUCCAAGCUAUUAUCUAGCCAGAAAAUUGCUGAGAAAACUACAUAAUAGGAUCGAACCAAUUUAUUAG
Molecule: messenger RNA, 2493 nt
Organism: Theileria annulata
Lineage: Eukaryota; Apicomplexa; Aconoidasida; Piroplasmida; Theileriidae
Exons: 6
Coding region: 1-2493 (830 amino acids)
Biological process (GO): mRNA 3'-end processing by stem-loop binding and cleavage
Cellular component (GO): mRNA cleavage and polyadenylation specificity factor complex
Molecular function (GO): RNA binding
Source: RefSeq, a predicted model, not a curated record